CCUGCAAAGCCUAUCAUUCGCUACAUCUCCAAGGAAGGGGUCAUGGAAUUCGCUGGCUCCGUCAUUGGUCCCUUCAAUGAGGGCGAGAGGCUUGUUCUUCUCUGCGAAGUUUCGGGAGGCCAUCCAUCUCCGACCAUCACAUGGCACGUUGGCUACUCGGCGAUGAACCGCGCCGUGACGCAGCUUCAAGGUGAGAAGACGCUGUCGUGGAUCGAGCUGCAGCGACUGGAGCGCAGUCACUUCCGCACGGAGGUCACGUGCGCCGCAGCCAGUGGCACUGGAAACCAGCCCAUCAAGUCGUCUGUCACCGUUGACCUCAACCGUAAGUUUGAACGACAAUGCGCAUCCUUAUGAGUUUCACUUAUAUCGGCUUUGCUAAGCAUCGCCCUGACGCUUUAGCCUUCUUGCAAUUUUGGCUCUGGCUACCGACUUCGUCGUGCGUGUGCCUAAUUCCAUCAGAAGUUUAUGCAAUAUAUUCGUACAAGACAUUGUGCAUAUUACGCCAUAAACUGACGUGAGAGAUG
Rhipicephalus sanguineus (brown dog tick) is the source of this 524-nucleotide messenger RNA. RefSeq lists its product as uncharacterized. The transcript is spliced from 2 exons. Lineage: Eukaryota; Metazoa; Arthropoda; Arachnida; Ixodida; Ixodidae. The coding region runs from base 43 to 354 and encodes 103 amino acids. The record is from RefSeq and is a predicted model, not a curated record.